This is a messenger RNA of Funneliformis caledonium, 129 nucleotides long. The record is from the annotation of a GenBank genome assembly. NCBI's taxonomy places the organism in Eukaryota, Fungi, Glomeromycota, Glomeromycetes, Glomerales, Glomeraceae.
AUGUUGUCAAUCAGGACCAAACUUCUUUCUUCAGAAUGGAAGUCUAGUAAAUCUUGUCUUAAAAUAUCGCCAUCGUCGUACUCUAUUUUUGAAAUGAUAAAUGUAAGAGUAAGAAAUAUGUUUGAAAAG